Messenger RNA from Schistosoma bovis, 753 nucleotides. The record is from the annotation of a GenBank genome assembly. Lineage: Eukaryota; Metazoa; Platyhelminthes; Trematoda; Strigeidida; Schistosomatidae.
AAGAUGAUGAUGAUGAUUUAGAAGACGAUAAUGAUGAUAUAGAUGAUGAUGAUGAUUUAGAUGAUGAUGGUAAUGGAUUAGAUGAUGAUUUAGAAGAUGAUAUAGAUGAUGAUGAUGAUUUAGGUGGUGAUGAUGAUGAUGAUGUUGAUUUAGGUGGUGAUGAUGAUGAUGAUGGUGAUUAUGAUUUAGAUGGUGAUGAUUACGAUGAUUUAGGUGGUGAUGAUGAUUUAGAUGAUGUUGGUUUAGAUGGUGAUGAUGAUGAUUUAGAUGUUGAUGAUGAUGGUUUAGAUGUUGAUGAUGAUAAUGAGUUAGAUGUUUGAGAUGAUGAUGAUCCAUGCUACCACACUUAAGUGAGGAAAUUAAUUUAUAAGAUGAGUGAGAGAAUGAAAUAGAAAUAAUAUCAACUAAGACAUACAGCUGAUCAUGGAAAAAUAUACUUACCGUGAAACAAAUUUAUCCAUUCGUCUACGGAUGAUAACAAGUGUAGCUACACAUUUGUAGAUGAGGAUUAGACAUGAAAAGGUCAACUAUACAAGUGAAUUGAUGCGUUUACAUUUACACAGGAUGAUGAAAUACAUUGAAGCCGAAGAUAACUAUUUCUCAGUGAGCUAUAGAAGAUAUGCAUCUCAACUCUAAAGCUUUUCAGUAACUGAUCUUUAGAAACAAAUCACGGUCUAAAUUAAAACCUUUCCCAUUACUUACUCGAUAGCCACCAGUCCCCGAAACGUUGAAACCAUGAGCUUCGUUGACAUA